Molecule: messenger RNA, 2865 nt
Organism: Pogona vitticeps (central bearded dragon)
Lineage: Eukaryota; Metazoa; Chordata; Lepidosauria; Squamata; Agamidae
Source: RefSeq, a predicted model, not a curated record
GGAAGGACGCAUAUAUAAAAAAAGAUUACCAAAAAGAACCACCUUCAUUUUCACUUCCAAUCAACUGAAGCCAUGAAGACUUUCUUCUUAGCUUUCUUCUUAACAGCUUUGAUUUAUGUUCCAGCUCUAGCAGGUCUAACAAGGAUCCGUCUAGUUCGAUUUGAUAGUAUCAACAGAAUUCUUCGGAAAAAAGGAGGAUUGGAACAGUUUCAGAAAGAUCAUCAGCCUGAAAGUUUUGUUCAAAACUACUUUAAUUGCUUCCCAGCAGAUACUUUUUUGGCUGCAGGACCUACAAGAGAAAAACUCUGUGAUUACAUGCAUGCUCAGUAUUAUGGGAAGGUGAGUGUUGGCACUCCGCCUCAGAAAUUCACGGUGGUGUUCGACACUGGCUCUGCGGAUUUUUGGGUUCCGUCAGCUUACUGCUACAGUGAUGCCUGUGAGAGUCAUAAAAAAUUCAAGUCCUUUUUAUCACAAUCCUAUGCACAUGGAGGGAAGCAAUUUUCCUUACAUUAUGGUACUGGAAGUCUCAGGGGAAUUGCCGCCAAAGACACAGUGCAGAUAAGCAACAUAACGAUUGAAGGGCAAGACUUUGGAGAAUCGAUCUUUGAGCCUGGUAGGACCUUUGCUGAAGCGCACUUUGAUGGGGUGCUGGGCUUGGCUUAUCCAUCCUUGUCCGUGACAAACACACUUCCAGUAUUUGACAAUAUAAUAAAUCAAGGGUUGGUGGAAAACCCCAUGUUUUCCUUCUUCUUGAACAGAGGAAAUGACUUCGAGAAUGGGGGUGAAUUGAUACUUGGAGGUAUAGACCAUUCCCUCUACAAAGGAUCCAUUCACUGGGUUAAUGUCACUAAGCAACACUAUUGGCAAAUUCACAUGGAUAAUGUGAAAAUCCAAGGGCAGAUAGUAGCUUGUGAUUCCGGCUGUGAAGCCAUUGUAGACUCUGGUACAUCUCUCAUUGUUGGCCCUAAUUUGGAAAUAAAAUCACUACAAGAAAAUAUUGGAGCCACCCCAAUUUCAUCUGGUGAGUUUUUUGUAGAUUGUAAAAGACUGUCCAGUUUGCCCUCGAUAACCCUUACUAUUGGGGGGAAGGAGUUUACUCUAUCUGCAGAGCAGUACAUAAUCAAGGAAACCAGUGGAAAAGAUGAUUUGUGCAUCAGUGGUUUUCAGUCUUUAAAAAACCUGGAUUUUGGCAGCGGCAACACAUCACUGUGGAUUCUAGGAGAUGUAUUUAUGUCUGCUUUCUAUUCUGUCUUUGAUCGUGGGCAUAACAGAGUUGGAUUUGCCAAAGCUGCUCAUCAAACAAAGGCAUUAUCCAGGAAGAAAAAAAUAAUUCAUUGAUGGAUCUUUACUAACAUUAAUAACCCUACUUUACAAGCAAUGAGUAAAAAUCUUUUUUGUAGGGAAGGAAAAUGGCAAAAAUGAAGUCCUCUUUCAUAGCUGGAUUCCCAUCCGAGAGGCUUAAACAUUUGUUGAGGAAUGAGUUUUAUUAUUCAAUCAGUGAUCCAAACUUCGGUGCUCAAUGAAAUAUUCAUGAUAAUAUUAAAUCAUAUGGUCGAGGCAUGAUUACUAGGAAGUAAGCGUGUGUGUGAAUCACAGAAGGCUUAGUUUACAAUCCUAUACUCCAGGGUUGGGGAAUGUUUGGUCCUCCUAAGUGUUACAGAACUGCCCAUCUCAUUAGCAAAUGGUGAGAAGAGUUGCAAUCCAGCAAUAUCUGGAGGGUCAAACGUUCCCCAUCCUGACAAUACACAUUGAUUGAGGAAGAUGUGCUGUUGACAACAGUGCAACUUAAAAUGUCAACAUUGAUGAGGGAAACCCAUUGAUUGGGCUUUUGCUCUAGGAAUUGAUUGCUAACCGACAGGACUGCUGACUUAAUUCUUCAGAGUUUGCCUAGUUCUUUGCCAGCUGCCUUGCUCACAGGCUGUCAGGAGUCAGAAUUACCUUUCCUGUGGACCACGUAAGGCUUAACCUUCUUCACAUGCUUGCUGCAAAACAUGGUAACAAGUAUUCUGCAUGAUGUUCGUGUUUUCCAGUGAUUGUAGAGAGAAGAUUAUACCUUAUUUUAUUAAUUUAACAAAAAUCAGGUCAGUUUAUGGUUUAAUAGUACAGUAUAAAUAAAAGCAGGCCAGAGUAUGGAACUGGGGUGGGCGGGUGCCAUUUGGUCUUUCACCACAGAUAGAAAAAUGUUUUUGGCCAGCAUUGUGUCACCUUAUAGAAUAGCAAUUUUUAUUUGGCUUAAGCUUUUGUAGACUGCAGCCCACUCCCAAAGAUGCCUGAAGGAGCAGGCAGAUAUUUAUACAUAUUCUCACUAGGUGUGUGACAAUAGUGGGGAAUGUCAAAGAAUAUGAUGUUUCUAAGCUCUGGUUCUAAUUGGUAUCUGAGUAGAGUACCAAGUCUAGAAAUCUGACCUAUGUUAAUUAAUACAGAACACAAGGGAGUGAUACUAGGGCAGAUAAUGCAGAUUUUAAAACCAAGCGCCAAAGAGCUCUCUUUGCCGCCAGAGACACAUCUUCUUGUGUCAACUCUAGAUGAGACACUGAUUCCAUAUCGAGAUGCAGUGCUUUUAGGGGGGAAAUUGUCCUGUUUAUUCUAAUCUUCCCUCAAUAUUCAUUUAACAAUUACCUUGCUGUCACUUUGUAAUCAAUAGUAAUCAAUAACUGGCUUUGUUUGCAUGCCUGAAAAGAUAGAAGAAGAAUAAAUAUACAUUUGCUUUAAAGUGUGAUCUGCAGGAGAGGGGCGCUGAACAGGAUGGCAGUAACACACAAAGGAGGUACUUCUGAUGAUCCCUAUGCCCAUCAACAAGUUUGUGACCUUGAAGAAUGUGUUGGCCAGAGCUGUUGGGACAGGAAAGUCAGCCAGACAGGGAAG